AUGGCCCGGCCUACGCAUGCCCUGAAAACGACGGCGCGUCAAGACCGCGAGACACGACCAUUCUCGACUAUCUGCCCAGACUCCCUUGACAUGCCUUCGGCAAAUAAUCCUCCAGCUAACGGCAACGGUGCACCCGACGCCCACCAUGGGCAAAAGCUCAAGAUUGUGAUUGUGGGGGCAGGUAUCGCAGGCUUAUCGUUAGCUGGACUCUUAGGACGCUCUGGACACCAUGUGGUCGUCCUCGAAGGAGCCCCAGCGAUCGCCGAAGUGGGAGCUGGAAUCACCUGCUCUCCGAACCAGACUCGUCUUUUGACUCGAUGGGGGCUCGACGGCCGCCUCCGCAAGCACACUGACACGCUGUCAAACAUCAUCUUGAGACGGUGGGAGCACGGCGAAAUCUUGGGCAAGGCGCCGCUCAUGCCCCAGGUGGAGCAGAAACACGGAGCACCUCAUUACGUGAUUCACCGUGCGGACCUCCACGGUGCACUGAUGGACGACGCCGAGACAGUUGCCGAGAUUCGAGUCAACAGUAUGGUUGUCUCGAUCGACUUUGAGAAGCCCUCAGUGACCCUGCAGGACGGUACAGUGGUCGAGGCAGACCUGAUUGUGGGUGCAGAUGGAAUGAAAUCGACCUGCCGGAGGAUCAUGUACGAGAAGCUAGGCCUCGUCGAUAAGCCUACCCCUACUGGGGACGCCGCUUUUCGUGCUUGUAUCCCGGUCGAAAGAGUCACAGACCCCGAAUUGCUUGACUUUGUGACCAAGCCCCUAGCGACGAGGUGGAUGGGUGGUGGCUGUCAUAUCCAAGGCUACCCCAUCCGACACGGGCGUUUCUACAACCUUGUCAUGUGCCACCCUGAUCCUGGCUUCACCGAGGAAUCCUGGACCACAAAGGCAUCCAAGCAAGAUAUCCUCGACCAGUUCGGUUCGUGGGAUCCGCAAUACCUACGCAAAUUAGUGGACCUCAUUCCAGAGGACAAUGUCCUGGUGUGGCAUCUCUGCGUCCACGAUCCCCUACCCACGUGGGUGAUGGGUAAGGUGGUCCUGGUAGGCGAUGCGUGUCACCCCAUGCUACCAUAUGUGGCGCAAGGAGGGGCGCAAGGUCUCGAAGACGUGGCAGUCCUCCAUCUCGCGCUGGAUCAAGUCCCAACGGCAGAUGACCUGCCCGUGUACUUGAAGGCGUAUGAAUAUGCGCGCAAACCCAGAGCCGAGCACAUCAUGAGCAUCGCCGGGGUCAAUCGAGAUGUCCUACAUCUGCCCGACGGGCCAGAGCAACAAGAGAGGGAUCGAAAGUUUGCCGCUGUCGCACAAGGAGGCGAGAACCCUGACCUUCUUGGCCACGCAGAGGUGCAGCGAUACUUGUGGGGUUAUGAUCCCGAGAAGGAGUAUCUCGACCAUGCUGGAUCACUCCUCGAGCAAGCCCGCAACUAUGUUCGAAAGCAGCAACAGGUAGCUUCCAAUUCUUAA
Molecule: messenger RNA, 1464 nt
Organism: Fonsecaea erecta
Lineage: Eukaryota; Fungi; Ascomycota; Eurotiomycetes; Chaetothyriales; Herpotrichiellaceae
Exons: 5
Coding region: 1-1464 (487 amino acids)
Biological process (GO): secondary metabolite biosynthetic process
Molecular function (GO): monooxygenase activity; FAD binding
Source: RefSeq, a predicted model, not a curated record